Molecule: messenger RNA, 1821 nt
Organism: Scatophagus argus
Lineage: Eukaryota; Metazoa; Chordata; Actinopteri; Scatophagidae
Gene: il17d
Product: interleukin 17d
Exons: 2
Coding region: 898-1530 (210 amino acids)
Biological process (GO): inflammatory response
Cellular component (GO): extracellular region
Molecular function (GO): cytokine activity
Source: RefSeq, a predicted model, not a curated record
GGUGGAGGGUAAACUGUACUGAAUUAAGCUUCAGUGCCUUUUUAUAUGCAUUAUAUAAUUGAAAGCUUUUGCCUCACAUAAAUCUUGAUGACAUAAAUCCACAUAUACUAAGUGACAGGGGAAAAUGAAGUCUUUGAAAGAAAAAAAAAAUCACAAAAAGAGAUUUUUUUUUUCUUUUAGCUGUCUGGCUAAAUUAUUAUCUAUUUGUGGUCGUCUGACCUUGACGACGUAAAAGGUUGGACAUAACUGGAUCGAGUUUAUGUUUAAGUGAAGCAGACUGGAGUGAAGCCACACUGCUGCAGCAGAGCCAACAGUGUGGACUUCCCACUCCCAGGAGGGAGCUGCUUUCAUGAACGCUGGCCUCUUUUCCUCUUUUACUGCCAUGGCUCGAGGUUAAAGACGGGACUUUAUCUGUCAGUUUGAUUUAGACUCGUUCCGAAUGGUGCAUCACACUGUUCCUGCGCGCACAAACGUCCCCAACGGAUUUUUACGCACACAUCACUGGAGAAAAGCAACAGGAAAACUCUCUAUGUUGGACCUUCUCUCGUCUUAAAACAGAAAGCAGCAGGUGUUAAAACUCCCAGCUCUGUAAUCAUUUCUAAUUCUAAGGUAAUUAUUACUCCUGGAGACACUGUGCACGUGCUAUGCCAAAAUGUUUCCGCAGUUUCCCUGGCGGCGCGCCUCCGCUUCGGUUUCCAGGCCAGGACCGUGGACUGUUUGCCUGCAUUGUAACAGAGGAAAGUAACCUGUGAAAGGGAAAGUCGUCUCAUUAGCGAAGGUCACUUGCGCUCAUCUGCGUGUCAUCUUCUAGAAGAAGCAAGCAAAGGGACGGUGAUAAGAAGUCCCGCGGGGAAACCUUUUUAGUGGAAACACAUUCUGGCACGACAUCGAGGUGUGAUGGCGCAUCGGAUCCGCACCCUGCUGCUGCUGUUGCACGUGGUUGCUCUGCUGAUACCGGGUUGGUCGGCCAGGGCGGGUCGGGUACGAAAGAAGGCCACCAGGACUCGUUCUUGCCUGGACCUGCCAGAGGAGAUCCUGGAGCAGAUGUUCGGUCGUCUCUCUGUGGGAGUGAUGAGCGCUUUCCACCACGCCCUGCAACUGGAACCGCAGGACAAACUCAACCUGACCUGUCCGGUCAACGCGCGGGCCCUGACCGACAGGAAGACCCGUCUCCCGGUCAACCUGCUCAGCAUCUCCCCCUGGGCCUAUAGGAUGUCCUACGACCCGAGCAGGUAUCCCCGCUACAUCCCCGAGGCUUACUGCCUGUGUAAGGGCUGUCUGACGGGAGCGCACGGUGAGGAAAGCGAGCGGCACCGCAGCACUCCCGUCUACGCUCCCUCCGUCAUCCUGAAGAGAAAGGGCUCCUGCGUCGGCGGCCGCCACUCGUACACCGAGAUCUACGUCUCCAUCGCCGUGGGCUGCACCUGUGUGCCGCUGCUGGAGAAGGAGCGGGGCGGCCACAGCGACAACCAGAGCCUGGAGAGAGCAGCGCCCAAAGCCGGGCCGCUUCCUGCGGGCAAGAAAGUCUGAAGGGAGCAGGCACUAUCUGUGGCAGCCCAGAUGAGGACCUCGACAUCCAGGUCUACUUUUUGUUGGUUGUCGCAUUUCCCCGUUGACACUUUCAACAAUUUAAAUGAAUUUUACUGGUGUAAGUAGAAGCCGUUGAACUGUCGCUAUACAAGUAGCCCAAUUACACACGUUUAAAGGGCAUUCUGUAUUUUGUCAACUCAAUUUUAAUGUUUAGUGCAAGGGCUCACCACCUGAAAGUACGAAACUUUUUGGGGUGAAAAUAUAUGUAUCUAACGCAUUAAAAGUUAUAAA